GCAACAACUGUACUUACUUAUUCUUGGUUAUGGUUAAAUGUAGUUUGCUUCACGAGAUGCAGUUUUCUUGAUGAUUGUUGUUUAUUUUUUGUUUCUUGUAUUUUUGGUCGUCUCAAACUGUUAAAAUAAUUAACUAUUGACAUCUUAAUUUAAAUCAAGAUAUAUUUUGAAAAAUGUGAGACAUUUUUUUCCUUUGGACUAAAUAUUGAUUGGAACCAUUUUUCAGAUCUCUCUUUUCUCAAAUCAUCCUUGUAAAACAUUGACGAGGCUAACAAUUCAUUGGUGGAUGUUUUUUCGCUUACAAAUAAUAGAUUGUCUUUCCAAAUAAUAAAAAGUUUUAUCAAGAAUUUGAUUGGAUUGGCAUCACUUUUUUCCCUCUUCACCUUUGGAUCAAAGCAAAUGUACAGAAUGAAAGCUGCUAAUGAGUAGUAUGCUCAGUUUCUCGCAUGUCUUCUGUAUCGUGAGGAUUAACUUCUAAACAUAUUUUCUUUGACAAGAACAUUUCUCCUUUUCUGAUAUUAUAAAUUUUAAUUCUAUAUAUAUAUAUUCACAUAUAUAUAUAUAUUUACAAGAACGUACAAAAGCAAAGCAUUCAUGACUCCAACACAAAUGGCUCCUGGUCGUGGUCGAAAAUCUUCACUCGUCUGGUCCUAUGUUUAUGAAACAUCAUCUGACUCAUUCCAGUGUAUAUUCUGUUCUAGCCGAUAUCGUCGAAAUGCAACUCAAAUCAAAGCGCAUUUAAUCGAAAAAUGCAGUCUAUGUCCGGUCGAAAUCAAAGCAAACUUAAGUAAUGAAAAUGAAAGGUUCACGCAUAGAAGGCAAAUGGAAGCCGGUGAACUUGACAGACCUGAUGUGUCCGGAUUGUCUGCUCAUGAUAAACUUAUCAAGGAGUCAAAUAAGCGUAGACAACUUUCUUUGGAUAAACCACCAGAUAUGGGUGCCUCUUCUAGUUUUGCUGACAAAUCUGUUAAAGUUCACUUAGAUCCAGCUGAAGAACAAGAAGAGCUUAGAAUAUUAUUUGCACGUGCUGUCUAUAGUUCUUCCCUUCCUUAUCACUUUGUUGACAAUGAUCACUGGAAAAAGUUUUUUCACCGCCUUCGACCUGAUUUUGCAUUACCGUCACGAAAUGUUUUGAACACAACUUUACUUGACAAUGAAUACCGUCAAGUUAUGAGUGCAACCGAAGCUUAUCUUAGUAAAAGUGACUGUUUGACUAUUGCUCUAGAUGGGUUUUCUAGUGUUUUGAACAAUGACACUAUAAAUAUUAUCAUCUGUACUCCAUCUCCUGUUUUUCAUUCAUCCAUAGACGCUAAAAACAAUCAACAUACCGCUAAAUAUAUUUUCACCCUUUUGAAGCCAAUCAUCGAAGAUAAAGGAAGUGAAAACUUUGCUGCCAUAAUUUCAGACAAUGCCUCAGAGAUGAGAAUAUUAGGACAAGUACUACGCACUUCGUUUCCCCAUUUACUCACCUUUGGAUGUGCAGCUCAUUGUCUCAACUCUUUACUAGAUGAUAUUGCGAGAAUUCCUGAAAUAGCUCAAAUAAUGCAAGUUGCACAUAAUAUUUCUUCUGAAAUUAAAAGAUCUCAUGUUUUAAAUCCAAAGUUUCAAGAAAUGGCUGGAAAAUCGGCAGGAGUGCCAAACAGUGCAGUAAACAUGGCUUCUUUUUACUUCAAAUCUAGAUAUUCGUCUUAUCUGAACAUUAAUCAACUUUCCAUUGGUAAACAGAUUCUUCGUUCGAUGGCCAUGGAUUCAUCUGUUCCUUUCGAUGCAAGAAUUCGUGACAUCAUCUUAACUGUUGACUUUUGGGAUAGGAUCGACCAUAUUAAAAUGAUUUUUCAUACUAUUCAAGAGUACAUUAAUAUUAUGGAAUUAAACUAUAGUCCUAUUUCCGAUAUUCCUGAUAUGUUUCGUGGUAUCCAUGAACGAUUCGCUUCGUGCCAAGGCUCAACAGCUAUUUUUUCAGUGCUAAUACCGCAAAUUUUGCCACUUGUUGAGGAAAAAAAACGAUUUCUAACUGACAUUAGUCCCGCAUAUUUUUUAGCGAACGUACUGGACCCUCGAAAGAAAGGUACCACCCUAGCAGAGCCUGAGUUGCAAAGUGCGGAAAAAUUUUUAUUAGAUUAUGCUCGAGUUAUUUGGAAUAAUGCAAAAACGGAAAUUUUUGAUCAGUUAAUCCGUAGCUUUAGCAACUAUACCACCAAAACAGGCUAUUUUGAAUCAGAUAUGGUUUGGAAGCAAUCCGAGAUUGUAGGACCUCUUGAAUGGUGGAAAUUUAUUCGACGCCACGAGUCACAUCGUUAUCUUUCAGAAAUUGGUAUUAAGUUACUGUCAGUUCCAUCUUGUAAUGUUACAGUCGAUAAAAUGCUCAUGCAAAGAGGCCAUCAACCAGAAAAAAAGAGAAACCGCUUAGAUAAUCGAAACCAUAAAUUGAUUGCAAUCAGAAGUAAUGUACAUCUUCUUGAAACGAUUGUUCCAAAUCAAUACGAGCCAAAGAUAUCGCAUUCAUUACCAACCCCACUUACAAUUAUACCCGAUUUACCUUAUGGUUCUGAAUCAGAUCGGUCAGAGGCUGAAGAUUCAAACAUUUUGGGUAACGUUUUGACGGCAGAUGACUUCCAUUAUGAAUAUGACCAGCAAUCAGCAAUAAUAAGCACAAUGAACUCUACAUAAAAUUAUGAGAAGUCCAUUAUUAUUGUGUAUUUAUUAUACAAUAAGUUUUUCACUCCUUGGUGGAGUUCAUGAUCUUCUAUCUAUUCCUUUGUCCUACAAAAAAAACUUGUCAUUAUCAUUUGCAUACUACUAUUGAAUGAAGAGUAAUUUACACGUUCUUUUUAUAUAAAUUGCAUCUUAUCAUCUGUGAAACUGAAAAUAUCUGCUCAUUUAUAUAAGAUUAAUUUUGCUUUGUCAAUUGAAAACGUAAUCAUGAAAACAUAACGAAAAGCAAAAAAUAAAUCAAUAUAGUCGACGAAGAAUAUCGUCUUUAACCCAAUUCUUCUAUAUUUUAAUUUAAUUUUAUCUUUGUACAAAAAAGGUCAUAUAUUAUUUACAUUUCAUCACAUAUGCAUUUGUUUUUUAUUUAUAAUUAGAGUCUGAUUAAAAGAGAGCUUAUUUCAUAAA
Molecule: messenger RNA, 3117 nt
Organism: Tetranychus urticae (two-spotted spider mite)
Lineage: Eukaryota; Metazoa; Arthropoda; Arachnida; Trombidiformes; Tetranychidae
Product: zinc finger BED domain-containing protein 4
Molecular function (GO): DNA binding; protein dimerization activity
Source: RefSeq, a predicted model, not a curated record